GUUUCUUCGAACCUAGAAGAGGAACGAUGGUUAUUUAUCACUGUUUAAUAGACAAACUAUCCAAACAAUUCAAAGAAAUGAUUGAGAAUUAUGAUUUUUAAGUUCUUAAAAGUAAAUGAUUGGUUCAUAUUUGUAUACUUAGGAAGCUGAAGUCAGCAACUUUUGAAAACCAUACAGGUCUUCCAAUCAGGUACGGGUUUGUAAAGACUUGGAAGAUUUUUCUUGUUAAACGUCUGAAUAAUAAAACUCUCUCUCUGCCAACAUCUUUUUACAAGGGGCAGGCUUGUUUCCGGGUGUAUUUGCAACAUCAUACUCAAAAAUAUGCGUGGCUUUCCUUCUGCAUAAGAAAGGUCCAGUCAGAUCACACGUAUAUUUGAUACAAGGGCUUCUAACACAGAGCAUACUGGAGAAACUUUCUUCGGCGACAGCUUCUCCAUCCGCAACCGUCAUAACUGCAGUUAGGCAAGAAUCAGAAAAUACUCUGGUGCAUGUACAGAACGUAUGAUUGAACACGUAGCCAUUUGAAGUAAGUCGCUGACCAAUAUUGUUUGAAAUCUUAUAUAGUGGUUUAGUUGCCUCUAUGGAGUUGGCUUUCCACAUUGCAAGUUCUAUAUCUGCCUUUGUAUUCAUUACGAAAUCUCUAGGAGGAAGCCUGGUCGCUCCUGAUAACUUUACUAUGACGAUAAUAUAUAAGGUAAUUCUGAAUAAAGUAUACGUGUUGCUAGGAUGUCUUGCGUGCACAGGUUGCUUGAAAGAGUGCGUAUUAAUUGCUAUCAUUCGUCUAAAUUACGUGCUUAUCAGGAAAUUGAUAUAGUAGUAGUACGAGGAGUGAUGUCGUGUCUAAUAUAGAAAAGUAAAUGCAAUUUUGCCCUU
This is a messenger RNA of Galdieria sulphuraria, 873 nucleotides long. RefSeq lists its product as hypothetical. Lineage: Eukaryota; Rhodophyta; Bangiophyceae; Galdieriales; Galdieriaceae. The record is from RefSeq and is a predicted model, not a curated record. Bases 581 to 814 code for a protein of 77 amino acids. The transcript has a single exon.